Molecule: messenger RNA, 3005 nt
Organism: Diuraphis noxia (Russian wheat aphid)
Lineage: Eukaryota; Metazoa; Arthropoda; Insecta; Hemiptera; Aphididae
Biological process (GO): blood coagulation; positive regulation of heterotypic cell-cell adhesion; fibrinolysis
Cellular component (GO): fibrinogen complex
Molecular function (GO): protein-macromolecule adaptor activity; extracellular matrix structural constituent
Source: RefSeq, a predicted model, not a curated record
UUUUAAUACUGUACCUACGCAAUUUAAUAAUAAUAAUAACGCGUAUAAAAAAUAAAAAUUCGGUUUUUGGAAUUUUUCGAGUUUCGCUCGCGUUUUUCGUGAUUGCGCGCGUUCGACUCGUCGUCAUCGUCGUCGUCAGCGUUGUUUCCCCCGGUCAGCCAGCAUUUGAGUUUUUACCCCGUUAGAAUCCCGUUUUUWAAAAAUAUAUUUUUAUCAUAUUCUUCGCCCGGGAAAUUAUCGGCUCGGUUUAUUUUGCGUGGUUUUUCUACGACAUGUAUGCGUCGGAAGACGCAUCCGCCUAGGAUCCUCGGCGAUUGUCACCAACUGUAUUUCCAAUAGCACCUCCAAAACCACCACCAAAGAUGACGAUGAAUGCGAUGACGACGGCACUGCURUUGGCAGCCGCGUGCUCGUUGUUGACCGCUGUGCCGGCCGCGACCGGUUACAGGGCGGUUCGUACUUCCGGUCCGUUACCGGUGACUGUGCACGUCCGGUCUGGCGGUGUAGUCGCCGGCGGCCCGGCCGCCAACAGGACUUCAGCCAGCGGAGUCGUCUUUCCGGCGUCUGUGGCAUCAUCGCCAACUAUGACGACCACAACGACGACCACGUCCACGUCGACCGCGGCUGUAGCGUCGGCCGCCAACGCGGCCGCGGCCGCUGCCGCUGGAUUUACGUCGUUCUCGACCAGCAGCUCGGCUUCCAACCAUACCGCCGCCAGGAACCAGACGAGAUCCGAACGACUUAGAGCAAGGGAGCAGUACUUGUUCAACGUAUUUGAAGUGAUCGUUUCCACGUUGGAGACCAAACUCCAGAGAAUAGAAAACUUGGACAAAGCYGUCGAGCACCUCAUGCGCCGAGUAGAACAACUGGAUUCACGAGUGACCAACAACAUCGACAAGACGGAAGCGGUGAUUGGUAAGCUGCGAUCGUUGGACACCAAGCUGUUCCAGAAAGAACCUGGUACUCUCGGUCAUCAUCUCGAGACCAGACUAACAACUUUAGACCGCAAAGUGGGCGACAUUGACACCAAGUUGGUCGGGCUAAAAAGUCAAUUGGACAACAAUUUCCUGGCACCCGCCGACGAUAUCAAUGCCGAGGCAAGYGAAAAAAAACCCGUGAACGUCCACCACUUGGACGUGUCCAAGCUGCUCAACACGCAGAUGGACACUAUCCGGAGCAACACUGCCAACAUUGACAGGAAGCUGCAGUUUCACAUAAACAUGGUAUCGGACGGGCUAACCAAAAUCAUAAGCAUGGUGUCGGACGUGCACGGCGCCAUUGUUGAACAGGACAACAAUAACAACAAUAACCACCACCAUGGUAGCAGUCGGUCGGGCAACAAAACGACGACCACCACACCGGCGUCGGCGCCGGAGCGGAUCAACAAAAUCGACCAGCUGGUAAGGCAGAUGCACCCAAUACUGAGCGUCAGUGAGAAAAUGGACGAGGUGUGGAAUGUGGUGGUCGGUACCAAGAGCUCGGUAGAUGAUCUGGUGCCCAAGUCUGACGAGYUGCUGACGCAGACGCAGCGCCAGGAGCGGGCCAUUAGCGACAUACACGAUGACCUGCGCAUGAACACCAACAAGAUCAUCGCCAAUCUGGACGUAGUGGAGCGCAGACUGAAGAAACAAGAAGACGACGUGGUAACAUUGGCCCAGCGACCUGUGCCCGCCGAGAUGCUGCGCCUGGACCCGACCAUCGACGAUUACUCCCGGUACGACGAACAGCUGCAAUCCGAGUCCACCCCGCUUUCCUCUUCCGUGUCAUUUACUACCCCUACCAGUGUCGGGAGCGGUGUCGGCGGUAUCGGCGGUAUCGGUGGCCCUACACCAGGUACGCCCCCGGACGUCCAACUGUCGUUUCAGACGUCCAGGAACGCGCCCCAGAAGAACAGAGGAGUGGUGUUCCCGAGCGUCAAGAACAAACCGCCACCGGCUAACAUCAGUUUCUUGACCGAACAGUUCAACCGCGAAGUCAAAGGAUUUUCAUGUCUGGACCUUUUGAACGCAGGCAUGAAGCAAUCCGGCGUGUAUUAUUUGCAAAUCCGGGGUACGGCCUACUGGUACCUGAAGGUGUUCUGCGAACAGGAGAUUGCGGACGGAGGUUGGACGGUCAUACAAAGAAGAGAUGACAUUGGCGAUCCCAUACGUGAGAAUUUUAAUAGAGACUGGACCGAUUAUAAAAAUGGAUUUGGUGACCCCACUAAAGAAUUUUGGAUGGGCAACGAAAACAUUUAUAUGCUAACYAGUAACGACGAAUAUAUGCUAAGAAUUGAGUUGGAAGAUUUUGAAGGAAAUAGAAGAUACGCUCAAUAUUCACAUUUCAAAAUUUACUCGGAAUCUGAAUACUACAAGUUAGAGAUUGAUGGAUAUGAGGGCAACGCUGGAGAUUCACUGAAUGAYCCGUGGUAUGGAAGCAACAACAGUCCAUUCUCUACAUACAACAGAGACAACGAUAGAUCGAGYUUGAACUGCGCAUCGAUGUUAAAAGGAGGAUGGUGGUGGAAGUCUUGUGGCAGAGGACUCAAUGGAUUGUAUUUGAAUGAUCCACAAGAUUUAACGGCCAGACAAGGUAUCGUGUGGUUCCGCUGGAGAGGAUGGGAUUACACUCUGAAGAAAGCUCAAAUGUUAAUCAAACCAAAGGCCACCGUCAUUCCACCGCUACCCGUCGUCAACGCCGUUUGAUCGAAUAAAGAUUGUCGCAUGUCAUAUAUAAUAUAUAUAAAUAAAAUUGUAUUAAACAUCUGUGUUAAAAAAAGGCUAAAAAAGAAAAAAAUCGAGUUAAGAAUCUUCGAUAAAAUAUUGUCGUGCUUUAGUUAGGCUCAAAUUUACUACUAUUUUAUUUUUUUUCUGUUCACCUUAUUAAGACGUGUCUUAAUUCGUACCUAUGAUGACAUGUUAAUGUUUGGUCAAAUCUAAAGGCRUGAGAAUAAAAAUGUAAAAAUGUAUUUAUUUUGUAAAUAUAUUUAAAAAUGUGCCGUAUAUAAUAAUAUACAUAAUAUUUAG